CUUCGCUCAAUCUUUCUCCUUCGUUUUCUUUCCACUUUCUUGAGAAACACACAACCCUUUACUUCCCUGAAUCUUCAGAAGCUUCUUCUCACGAUGGAUUUCGAUACCGAGUUCCCCAUGCUUUCUAGAAGACAACUAGAAGCUAUAACCGAUUUCCUCAGAGUCGAGCACGAAUUCAUGGCUCCUAGGUCGUUUUACACAUUAUCAUCCAACGCUCGGAAUCGGAUGCACGCGGUUUCGACGAUAGCUAAGCUCGCUAGCACCGAAACUAUGGAUACGUACAUUCCGUAUGUUGCAGUGAAUUACUUCGAUCGCUUUAUUUCAACGAAUUCGCUUUCAGAAUUACAAGGGUCUUCUUUACUUGAUAAAAUUCGUUUGGUUGCAAUAUGUUGCUACACACUUUCCGCCAAGAUGAGGACAAAGAAUUUCUUCCAAAAGGACAUUCUGGUAAACCACAAUUUCCACUGAAAUUAAAAUGACGUU
This is a messenger RNA of Vigna unguiculata (cowpea), 483 nucleotides long. RefSeq lists its product as uncharacterized. NCBI's taxonomy places the organism in Eukaryota, Viridiplantae, Streptophyta, Magnoliopsida, Fabales, Fabaceae. The record is from RefSeq and is a predicted model, not a curated record.